This is a messenger RNA of Aureobasidium pullulans EXF-150, 2247 nucleotides long. RefSeq names its product alpha-galactosidase. The transcript has 2 exons. The record is from RefSeq and is a predicted model, not a curated record. The coding region runs from base 1 to 2247 and encodes 748 amino acids. Gene Ontology annotation, biological process: carbohydrate catabolic process. Gene Ontology annotation, molecular function: alpha-galactosidase activity. NCBI's taxonomy places the organism in Eukaryota, Fungi, Ascomycota, Dothideomycetes, Dothideales, Saccotheciaceae.
AUGUUUUCUACGAAUCGCUUCUUCGGUCUAUCAUUUAUUGCUGGCUUGGUGGCUUCUGUCAAUGGAGACAUUACUGCCUCUGGCACCAACUUCUCCUUGAGCGGUGCUGAUGUCUCAUACCGUUUCCACGUUGACCCUCGCUCUGGAGAUCUCAUCUCAGACCAUUUCGGUGGACCUGUCGACGAUUUCACCGAUCCUGCUACAAUCUCCAAUAGCGGAUGGUCAACAGGUCUUGACAAUGUUGGGACACCGGGUCUGACCAACAUUCGUCGCGAAUUUCCGGAUGUCGGUCGCAGUGAUUUCAGACUUCCUGCUAUUCACAUUAGUCAUGCCGAUGGUGACACCGUCUCCGCUUUCACAUACCAGAGUCACGAGAUCGUGCAAGGCAAGCCUGCGCUUCCUGGUCUUCCUGCGACUUUUGGAAAUGACGGAGAUGUGACAACGCUGGUGGUGACACUCUAUGACAACUACUCGAACGUCUCUGCUGCAUUGUCGUACUCAAUCUUCCCCGAAUACAAUGCCAUUGCUAGAAGCUUCCAGAUCACCAACAAUGGCACCAACAACAUUUCGAUUGAGAGAGCAGCCAGUUUCAGUACUGAUCUGCCCAACCUCGAUCUCAAGAUGCUCGAGCUUCAGGGUGACUGGUCUCAUGAGGCCAACAGAGUUAUCAGAAAUGUCGACUUUGGCGAGACUGGAUUCAGAAGUACCGAAGGAUACUCAUCUCACGUCCACAACCCAUUCUUUGUCCUACAUGACCCAACCACAACCGAGACCACUGGUGAAGCCUGGGGAUUUAAUCUCGUCUAUACUGGCAGUUUUGCUGCGACCGCCGAGCGCUUCUCUCAUGGAUUUGUCCGCGUUUUGCUUGGUCUAAACCCUCUCCAUGCUAGUAUUCCUGUUGGGCCUGGCCAGACUUUCCAAUCACCUGAGGCUGUCGCUAUUUACUCUUCCACAGGCCUUGGAGGCAUGUCCAGAUCUUUCCACGACUUGUACCGUAACCACCUUUCCAGAUCCAACCACACUUUUGAGACCAGACCUAUUCUUCUCAACUCGUGGGAAGGUCUAGGCUUCGAAAUCAACGAAACGUCGCUUGAGAACCUUGCAAAUGAGACGGCCGGACUUGGCAUCAAACUUUUCGUAAAUGAUGAUGGCUGGUUUGGCCAAACACCUUAUGCUCGCAUCAACGAUACCGCUGGACUUGGCGACUGGACACCCAAUCCUGACCACUUCCCCAACGGCUUGGCUCCUUACACCGAGACUGUCGAUAGUUAUGCAGUCGCAAACUCUAGCAGUGACCUUGCAUUCGGUAUCUGGGUCGAGCCUGAGAUGGUGAAUCCCAACUCUACCUUGUACCACGAGCACCCUGAUUGGGUCAUGUAUGCCGGCAACCAUGUCAGAACCUUGACCCGCAAUCAAUUGGUGCUGAACCUGGCACUCCCAGAGGUUCAAGACUACCUCAUCAACGCCAUCUCCAAUGUCAUCAAGUCUGCAAACAUCUCAUAUAUCAAGUGGGACAACAACAGAGCCAUUCACGAAAUGUCCUCACCUGCUGCCGAUUACGCUUAUACUCUGGGCAUGUACCGCGUCAUGGACAAUCUCACUGGCUCUUACCCAGAGAUCCUUUGGGAAGGCUGUGCCUCUGGUGGCGGUCGCUUCGAUCCAGGUAUCCUGCACUACUACCCCCAGUCCUGGACGUCCGACAACACCGACGCCGCGGAUCGAUUGACCAUUCAACUCGGCACUUCCCUGGCUUAUCCACUUUCGUCCAUGGCCUGCCACGUCUCCGCUGUCCCCAACGGUCUCACCGGAAGAAACAUCUCCAUCGAAUACCGCGCCCACGUCGCCCUCAUGUGCGGCUCCUUCGGCUUCGAACUCAACCCCUCUGAACUCUCCGCCGACGAACGCGACGCAAUCCCCUCUAUCAUAUCCACCUGGGAACAAAUCAAUCCCAUCGUCAUCUCUGGCUCCUUCUACCGCAUCGCCUGGCCCAGCGAUACCAACUGGCCUGCUGUACAAUUCGUGUCCAAAGAUGAAAACACAGCGGUGGUUUUUGCGUUUCAGCAAUUUGCAAAGAUCAAGCCAGCUGCGCCGUCGUUGAAGAUGCAGGGGUUGGAUGGCAAGGCGAGGUAUUCGAGUAAUGCGUUUAAUGGUACGUUGAGUGGGAAUACGUUGAUGAAUGGGGGUGUCAAUUUGCCGUGGAUGGUUAGGGAUUAUCAGAGUAUGUUGAUUUGGCUGUAUAAGGAGUAA